This is a messenger RNA of Sorex fumeus (smoky shrew), 768 nucleotides long. Its product is annotated as zinc finger protein 675-like. Gene Ontology annotation, biological process: regulation of transcription by RNA polymerase II. Gene Ontology annotation, molecular function: RNA polymerase II cis-regulatory region sequence-specific DNA binding; DNA-binding transcription factor activity, RNA polymerase II-specific. The record is from RefSeq and is a predicted model, not a curated record. Lineage: Eukaryota; Metazoa; Chordata; Mammalia; Eulipotyphla; Soricidae.
GAGAAACCGUAUAUAUGUAAGGAAUGUGGAAAGACCUUUGCUAGAGCUUCAAUACUUACUGUACAUAGGAAAAUUCACACUGGAGAGAAAACGUAUAUAUGUAAGGAAUGUGGAAAGGCCUUUGCUAGAGCUUCAAGACUUACUGUACAUAGGAGAAUUCACACUGGAGAGAAACCAUAUAUAUGUAAGGAAUGUGGAAAGGCCUUUGCUAGAGCUUCAAUACUUACUGUACAUAGGAUAAUUCACACUGGAGAGAAACCGUAUAUAUGUAAGGAAUGUGGGAAGACGUUUGCUGCAGCCUCAAGUCUUAGUGCACAUAGGAGAAUUCACACUGGAAAGAAACCGUAUAUAUGUAAGGAAUGUGGAAAGGCCUUUAUUCAAUCCUCAGGCCUCAAUAUGCAUAGGAGAAUUCACACUGGAGAGAAACCGUAUAUAUGUAAGGAAUGUGGAAAGGCCUUUGCUAGAGCUUCAAGACUUACUGUACAUAGGAGAAUUCACACUGGAGAGAAACCGUAUAUAUGUAAGGAAUGUGGAAAGGCCUUUGCUAGAGCUUCAAGACUUACUGUACAUAGGAGAAUUCACACUGGAGAGAAACCGUAUAUAUGUAAGGAAUGUGGGAAGUCCUUUGCUGAAUCCUCAAACUUAGUACAUAGGAGAAUUCACACUGGAGAGAAACCGUAUAUAUGUAAGGAAUGUGGAAAGGCCUUCACUCAGUCCUCAGGCCUCAGUAUCCAUAGAAGUAUUCACACUAGACAGAAACCAUAUAUA